Penicillium oxalicum is the source of this 3978-nucleotide messenger RNA. RefSeq names its product Elongator subunit IKI3. Gene Ontology annotation, biological process: tRNA wobble base 5-methoxycarbonylmethyl-2-thiouridinylation. Gene Ontology annotation, cellular component: elongator holoenzyme complex; cytosol. The record is from RefSeq and is a predicted model, not a curated record. Gene Ontology annotation, molecular function: tRNA binding. Bases 1 to 3978 code for a protein of 1325 amino acids. The transcript has 7 exons. Lineage: Eukaryota; Fungi; Ascomycota; Eurotiomycetes; Eurotiales; Aspergillaceae.
AUGCGCAACCUCAAGAAUGUGCGGCUCCUGGAGACGCGCAUCGACAGUGAUCUUCCCUUGACGGCGACUGCAUGGGAUACUACGUCCGACUCAAUCAUAUGCACCUUCGGUCCAACGGCGCAAAAUCCGAUCAUUGAGCUGCGGAGGAAGCGCCCUGAAGACACUUCCACACUGCCGUUGAGCCGUGAUGCGCUGGAUUGCAUCGCGUCUUGGGAUGCUCCGUGUCCCCUGCCCGAUCUUUCAUCAGAUCGAGUGCUUUCGUUGCAAUACUUUGCCGAUAAUUUGACAGCGUGUCUAGUGCUGGAAGGUGGUGAUAUCAUUAUUGUCCGCGAGGAACCCCUCCCCGGAGAGGACAAGAUCGAGAUCCUUGGCUCAGUUGAUGUCGGGAUCACGGCAGCUGCCUGGUCACCGGAUGAAGAACUUUUGGCUAUCACGACUAGAGCUCAAACCUUCCUGUACAUGACACGUGAAUUUGAGAACGUGGCCGAGAUUACCUUUUCUGCGGAGGAUCUCAAGGCUUCUCAACAUGUGUCUGUCGGUUGGGGGAAAAGGGAGACUCAAUUCCAAGGCAAACGAGCCAAGGCCAUGCGAGACCCAACUGUUCCAGAGAAGGUGGAUGAGGGCAAGCUGAGCAGCCAUGAUGAUGGCCGGACAACUAUCACGUGGCGAGGCGAUGGUGCCUACGUCGCAGUGAACACUGUCGAUGAAGGCAUUCGCCGUGUCAUUCGUGUGUACUCUCGGGAGGGUACUCUCGACAGUGUGAGCGAACCUGUCGAUGGCCUUGAAGGAGCAUUGAGUUGGCGUCCGUACGGAAAUCUCAUUGCUGGAAUUCAACGACUGGAUGACCGAAUCGACGUUGUCUUUUUCGAAAGAAACGGGUUGCGCCAUGGCCAGUUUGCUUUACGGUUAACGCCAGAGGAGCGGGAGACCUGGGCCUCGGAGAUUCACCUUUCGUGGAACAUUGAUUCUACCGUUCUUGCUGUACGAUUUGCCGACAGGGUCCAGUUGUGGACGACAGGCAACUACCACUACUAUCUCAAGCAGGAGAUUCCUCUGUCAAUUGAUCCUGCGUUGCCCGUUCCAAUAGCCUUCAGAUGGCACCAGGAAAAAUCGCUACGCUUGGUGGUGGGGACUCAACUGUCUCUUGUGGACAUUGACUACGUCUUUGAUGUCCACCAUGGUUCCACUGCGAUACCCGACGACGUUGGCGCCGUCGCCGUCAUAGAUGGAAAGACGUUGAAGCUAACUCCGCUUCGUCUCGCGGGUGUUCCACCCCCUAUGGCACACAAUGAGCUUGAGCUGGAUUCGAACGUGAUUGACGUGGCAUUCAGUAAAUCCGGCACACGAAUGGCAGUUUUGAUGGACAAUAGAUUCUCUGUUUUCCUGUGGUCUUUGAAAACCCGCCCUGUUCCAGUGCCCAUUCUGGAAUCCAGCCAUCCGCUCUCGGAUGCUACGAUGAGUCGGCCACGACAAAUUGCCCUUCUCAAUGAGACCGAGGUCUUUGUUCUGCAGAACGGCCCUGGAGCCAGCCUCAUCGAGCGCACGUCUCUUGAGACACGAGAAACUCAGGUUGUAUACCAGACACAGGAAGCCGAAGUGCUGCACACUAUCUUUGCUGGCUUGGGUCACCAGGCUCUCUGGUUCUCUCAUUGCUCGAAGCACGGAUCAUCUUUGAGCUACUCCAAACUGAAUAUUGAAGCUCAGAAGAGCGUAGAAGUUGGUCAUUGGACAGAAAGCCCUGCGGUUGAGACUCACUGGGCCCGGGCUAUAUCUCUGCCUUCUGAGGAGUGUCUCCUGAUCUCUCUUACAAGGACAGGCGCCUUAUACGCCAACAAGCGGUUGCUUGCGAAGAAUUGCACUUCCUUCCUGGUUACGCCCACCCAUCUGCUUUUCACCACUUCUCAGCACCUGCUGAAAUUCGUACAUUUGAAACACGCUGAAGAUAUGGAGGUCCCUGAGGACACGCCCGAGACCGACGAAAGAUGUAGAAGCAUCGAGCGUGGAUCCAAGUUGGUCUGUGUGAUGCCAUCGAUCUUUGCCGUUGUCCUCCAAGCACCUAGAGGCAACAUCGAAACAAUCUUCCCGCGGGCACUGGUACUGGCUGGCAUUCGGACCUUCAUUGAUCGAAAGAAUUAUCGAUCGGCUUUCCUGGCGUGCCGCAGUCAGAUGGUCGACAUGAACAUUCUUCAUGACUAUGCCCCCGGGCAGUUCAUGGAGAACAUUCAGUUGUUCAUUGAGCAGGUCAAGAAGGUAGAAUUCAUCGACGACUUUCUUUCACGACUCAAGGAAGAGGACGUCUCGCAGACGCUUUACAAGGAUACACUCAAGAUCUCCGAGCCAGAGUCAACAGCCACCGCCCACGCUGGCAAUACUUCGCUACCUACGUCUCGUUCUGCGGGCAAAGCUAGCAAGGUCAAUGCGAUUUGUGAUGGAUUUCUUCAGGUCCUGCAGACUCGGCUCGACACUAACUUGCAAAACCUGGUGACGGCGCAUGUUUGCAAGGAUCCUCCCGACCUUGAAGCCGGCUUAAAACUCGUCGCGAAUCUUCGGACGCAAAACCCAGAGCAAGCCCAGGAUGCCAUUGAGCAUAUGUGCUUCUUGACUGAUGCGAAUCGUCUGUACUCCCACGCUCUCGGCUUGUACGACCUGGAGCUUACCCUUUUGGUCGCUCAACAAGCCCAAAUGGAUCCGCGGGAGUAUCUUCCAUUCCUUCGAAAAUUGCAAAAUUUGCCAGAGACACGGCGUUGCUUUGAAAUUGACAAUCACCUUUCCCGCUUCGACAAGGCCCUCAAACAUUUGUUUGCGUUGGGCGCCCACGACGAAAUCCAAGCGUACACCAUUCGUCACAGCUUGUACAAAGAAGCCCUGGAAGUUUACAAGUAUUCACCCGAACAGCUGCGCGAAGUCACCCGAAUCUAUGCCGACUAUCUCCAGAACGAUUCAAAGCAUAAAGAUGCUGCGAUCGCCUAUGAAUCACUUGGCAUCUACGACGAGGCCUACAAGUGUUACAAUCUUGCGCACCUGUGGCGCGAGUCUUUGUAUUGUGCCAUGAUGGCUUCGUUGCCCGAGGACGAGCUUACGGCGUUCAUCAACGAGUUGGCUACCACCCAGGUUGACGAGGCCCGGGACUACGUCGCAGCCGCUACGAUCUACGCAGAGCACCUGCACGACGUUGUCACAGCUGCCCAGCUCCUGUGUCGCGGGUCAAAAUUCGCCGAUGCGGCCCGGCUCUUGACCCUCCACGGUAAAAAGGACCUGGUCGAAGAGAUUGUCGACUCCGGCCUCGCCGAGGCCAUGGGCUCAAUGACUGAUCUUCUUGCCGACUGUAAGGCUCAGCUCAAUGCACAGGUACCUCGUGUUCGUGAGCUCAGACAGCUUCGUGCGGCCGAUCCACUGGCCUUUUUCGGAGGUGAUCCCACAGGAGGCGAAGGCGGCGUGGACAUUCCUGAUAAUGUCUCUCUUGCCCCCACCGAGGCGACCACGUUGGCGGGCCGCACCAUGUUUACUCGGUAUACUGGCAAGACAUCCUCCUCCCGCGUGACUUCGCGCACCCGUCGGCGCGAGGAACGGAAGCGUGCCAAGGGUAAGAAGGGCACAGUCUACGAGGAGGAAUAUCUUGUCAACAGCAUCCGACGUCUCAUCGACCGUGUCAAUUCGACCGUGUCCGAGGCUGAGGCCUUGGUUGACGCCCUCCUCCGACGUGGCAUGCGCGAGCGCGCUGCCGCCGUUGAAAAAGCCCUUGCCGAUGUGGUGACCAUGUGCGCGGAUUGUCGUGACGAUGUCUUUGAGGUUGCUCCGACUGUCCCCGGAAGAAACAACGAGAUGGACGAUCUGACCCCGGAAGAGGCCAACCUGCCGCGACCGACCGGGGGCUCGGCCGUUCUGGCCGAAAGCAUUGGAAUCACGCUGGGUGGAGCUGGACGUAUGAAGGAACCGCCCGUGGUCAAAUCCAUGAGCAAGUCUUCCCUUCUGGUUUAG